AGAAUCUAUGAGUUCAACUGAAGACAAACCUAAAGAUAUAAUUAAAUUCACUCCUGAGAAACUCUCAGUAGAUGAAGUCUCACAAUUGGUGAUUUCUCCUGUCUGUGGAGCAGUAUCUCUAUUUGUGGGGACUACAAGAAAUAACUUUGAAGGGAAAAAAGUUGUUAGCUUAGAAUAUGAAGCCUAUGUACCAAUGGCAGAAGCUGAAGUUAGAAAAAUAUAUAAUGCUGUUAGACAGCAGUGGCCAGUCAAGCACAUAGCCAUGUACCAUCGGCUUGGGUGA
Molecule: messenger RNA, 283 nt
Organism: Gracilinanus agilis (Agile Gracile Mouse Opossum)
Lineage: Eukaryota; Metazoa; Chordata; Mammalia; Didelphimorphia; Didelphidae
Product: molybdopterin synthase catalytic subunit-like
Exons: 2
Biological process (GO): Mo-molybdopterin cofactor biosynthetic process
Cellular component (GO): cytosol
Source: RefSeq, a predicted model, not a curated record